This is a messenger RNA of Lodderomyces beijingensis, 819 nucleotides long. The record is from the annotation of a GenBank genome assembly. Lineage: Eukaryota; Fungi; Ascomycota; Pichiomycetes; Serinales; Debaryomycetaceae.
AUGUUCCAUCAGGCUGUUCUAUCAUUGGGAUUGCUUGUGACGGCAGUUGCCGCCUUCUCAAACACAGGGUCCAUCAUCGUGAAAACCAACGAGCUCGACUACGCUCCAAAACACUUUGAAAGAGCAGAAACAGUUCACCAAGUGCUCGUUGAGACGUUCCAGAAUGAGCCAGUUGACAUCUUCUACGUCAAGGCAGAGAAGUGGAACCCCGAUAAUGUAAAAGGCGAGGGGCUCACUAUUUUCCCAAACGUGGCAUACAACAACAGCAAGCAUGUCAAGGCGUUGGCUCAAGAGUUGAACAGCAACGUUGCUGAAGAUUUCGGUGCGCAGGAUAUUGCCGAUUUGGAGGCCACCACGUCGAAGAACUUUGUAGUUGUAGUAGUGCCGAGCUUCAAGACGCCUUCAAUCAAGGAUAAGCUCGAGUCCAAGUUGAUCAACUUGUACAAUAACGAGGCAGCUGUUCAUGUGACCAAGAGAGAGACCACGGGUGAAGAAGAGGAGGACUCCUCGGUUAAGCUUCAACAGGAAAUCGAGAAUGACUUUGCCAAGGCUAAACUGUUGGCAUCGGAAGAAGACGCUAAAAACGACAACCCUGUCACCAUAUUGGGUGCAGACGUGCCCGACUCGGGCGUAACAACUACCAAACCCAACAACUUGUUUACAAACUAUCAGUUCUUCACCCCGGGUAUCUGGUCAGGAAUAAUAGUUGGUGGAUUGUUGUUGUUCAUCUUGUACAAUGCCAUCGACUGGCUCUCGUCGUUGGAAAUCACCUAUGCGUCGUUUGACAAACAGCUCGAUUUCAACAAAAAGAAUGAAUAA